This is a messenger RNA of Ceratitis capitata (Mediterranean fruit fly), 1028 nucleotides long. Its product is annotated as nucleoside-triphosphatase THEP1. The record is from RefSeq and is a predicted model, not a curated record. Gene Ontology annotation, molecular function: ATP hydrolysis activity. Bases 442 to 1005 code for a protein of 187 amino acids. NCBI's taxonomy places the organism in Eukaryota, Metazoa, Arthropoda, Insecta, Diptera, Tephritidae. The transcript is spliced from 3 exons.
GCUCUACUAAAUAUAUACAAAUUUAGUGUUUUUCUAUUAUAUUGCAUUUCUUUACUUAAAAUUUCAAAUUUUUUAGUUGUAUUUAAUAAAGUUUGUAAUUUUUGAGAUAUUGUAUAUGUAUGGUCAUCUUGUAGGAGGCUCAGGAAUCGUGUUGUUUCGAGGGGAUGGUACCAAAAGUAGAGGGGGUGAAAUGAGUCGGUUCAAAGGGGCAUGUGAAGAGGUGGUUAGUAUCGUGCGGAGACUUUUCACAUGCAGGGCAUAUGUUGGAAUGCACCCAGUUUUUGCAUUUACUGUGUCCAGGUAUUAAAUUGUCAAAAAACUAGGCCGCUUAUUUUGACAAGAAGUCAGCUGAUUUAAGAUAAACAAUUUUUUUGUUUUUGUUUAUUUCUUCUGCUGUUAUGAUUGAGCCUUGCGUUUGGCUGUAAAACAAAAAAAUUAUUAAUGGAUAAAAAUUAUGAUACAAUUUUAUUAACAGGACCACCAGGAGUGGGUAAAACAACACUAGUGAAAAAAAUAUGUGAUGAACUGCGAAUGUCACACAAGGUCUAUGGUUUUAUAACAGAGGAAGUAAGAAGCGAACAGGCAUUCACACGCAUUGGUUUUGAUGUUGUUACACUAUCUGGUGCGCGCUGCAUAUUGGCAAGGGAGCAAUCAAGAAUGAAUGACCGUAUGCCAAUAGUGGGGAAGUAUUCUGUUAAUGUUAGUGAUUUUGAAAAUCUGAUUGUGCCAUUGCUUUGUCCGAAAUCCAAGAAGGAUCUUUUGGUUAUUGACGAGAUCGGUACAAUGGAACUAAAAAGUAAAAGAUUUGAAAAAGCUUUAAAUGAUGUAAUCCACAAAACUCCUAUUUUUGCGACUAUACCCUGCCAUUCUCAUAGAAAAAACACUAUAUUGGAACACAUUAAAAGUUCCCCAGCAACUCGCAUUUUCGAAAUUACAAAAAAUAACCGAAAUAUUGUUCAAAAUGAUAUUGUGAAUUGCAUUAAAAACAUGUUGAGAAAAAAUUAGUUCAAAAAUUAAAACUUAAUUUU